AUGUACGCUCUGCACCUUCCCAAGCUUUUUGUGAUGAUGAUUUGCAUCAUCGUCCUCUGCAAGGGCGUCGUCGGCGACGCUCCGAUCGAGCCGAACCCAGCGCCUCCUGUCAACGACUUCGACGUUCCGGCCGAACCAAAGGUAGCGCCCCCUGUCGACGAAGGCGAGCUCAACACCGCUCGAUGCAUCAUGAUGGGAAAGCCCGGCAGAAGCUGUCCAGUCGGCCCGACAACCAUCGGCGCUAAGGCAGACUCAACAUCGCUCACUAUGGUUCUGAUCGGCAGAGGCGAGGAGGGCUAUGACGGGCCAGCUCCUGAUUGCUGCCGGGGCAUGAUCAUCAUCAAGUCUCCCCGCUCCGAUGAAGAUCUCCACCCUCAUAUCCUCUAUCACUUGGACAGUGGAGAUGACCUUCGCGUUGCACUGCGCCACAUCUUGUCCGUCUUUUUGGAGACAAACAACUAUCUCAGAUCGAUUCAGCUGUUCGAACGGUCCCUCUGCAUCGUCAUUGACGGUGCUUAUGCCGAUUGGCCCUCGCUCGAAAGGCAGGCGGACCCAGAGCACUUGUUCACGCCCUUUAGACAGCCGGGCUCAUUCUACGAAAGAGACGGACGUACGCCGCCAGCACCAGCCACAACACGAGUUAGAAGGACGCGGACCCCAACGACGAGAGAGGCGGACGUAAACGACGCCGACGAGCCAACGGGACGCAGGGCGCCUCGACGACAACGAGCUCCUCGUCCGUGA
Messenger RNA from Moesziomyces aphidis, 744 nucleotides. Lineage: Eukaryota; Fungi; Basidiomycota; Ustilaginomycetes; Ustilaginales; Ustilaginaceae. The record is from the annotation of a GenBank genome assembly.